This is a messenger RNA of Dovyalis caffra, 408 nucleotides long. NCBI's taxonomy places the organism in Eukaryota, Viridiplantae, Streptophyta, Magnoliopsida, Malpighiales, Salicaceae. The record is from the annotation of a GenBank genome assembly.
AUGACUGUAAGGGAAACUUUGACCUUUUCAGCAAGAUGCCAAGGUGUUGGAUCCCGACAUGAGAUGCUAGCAGAGGUAUUGAGAAGAGAGAAAGAUGCGAACAUUAUGCCUGAUCCUGAUAUCGAUGUCUUCACGAAGGCACUAGCAAUUGAAGGUCAGGAAGCUAAUGUGGUGGCCGAUUAUGUACUGAAGAUACUUGGUCUGGAAGUCUGUGCAAAUACCAUGGUGGGGAAUGGAUAUUCUAGAGGCAUUUCAGGAGGACAAAAGAGGCGUCUCACAACAGAUGCUGUUCGGACCAGCAAAGCAUUGUUUAUGGAUGAGCGCCGAUUAGAUCUCGAAAUCGAGCCGGAAACAUCGAUAAUCAAACCCCCUUGUAACCCAAAUUGUCUUCACUCUCUCGCUAGCUAA